This is a messenger RNA of Aphidius gifuensis, 1223 nucleotides long. Its product is annotated as odorant receptor 13a-like. Gene Ontology annotation, cellular component: plasma membrane. The record is from RefSeq and is a predicted model, not a curated record. Lineage: Eukaryota; Metazoa; Arthropoda; Insecta; Hymenoptera; Braconidae. The transcript has 6 exons. The coding region runs from base 157 to 1194 and encodes 345 amino acids. Gene Ontology annotation, biological process: sensory perception of smell; detection of chemical stimulus involved in sensory perception of smell. Gene Ontology annotation, molecular function: olfactory receptor activity; odorant binding.
AUUUCUGAAGAUGAUGAUAAUAAAAAAGUUGAAGAAAUUCAAGAAGAAUUUGAACAUCUAAAUGAUUUACUAGAUUGGAAUAGAAAAUUUUUAAUAUUUGGUGGUAUUUGGCCAUUGGAAAAUACAAAAUUUCGUGCUGCAAUUUUUACAGCUUACAUGACAUUUCACCUAUUCACCGAGUACAGUGGAGUUGUUGAAGUCGUUGGUAAUUUUGAAGCAAUGGUUUUGGGUAUAAUUGAAUCAUCAAUGCAAUCAAUGGUUCUAUCAAAAUUAUUUGUUUUUCGUCAUAGUAAAAAUCUUCGUGUACUAAUUAGCGCAAUGAAAGAAGAUUUUCAAGAAAAUAAUUAUAACGAUUUAAAUGAAAAAAAAAUUUAUUUAAAAUACAAUUACUAUUCAAAAUUAUAUUUUAAAUUAUCAGUACCAUAUGUAUUAACAAUAGCAGCAUUGUAUUAUGCUAGACCAUUAUUGACAUCAUUAAUCUUGGGAACAUUUGGUGUUAAUGAUUCACUUAUUCUUCCGUUUCAAACAAAAUUAUUUUUUCCAAUUGAUAAUACACAAACAUAUUUUUAUGUUUACAUAUGGUAUUGUCCAAUGGUUUAUCUGCUAGCAUGUCAUAAUGCUUUUAUAUGUAUUUUAAUAACAAUUAUACUUCAUAUUUGUGGACAAUUAGCUGUUGUUGAGUAUAGAAUUAAAAAUUUAAAAUAUGAUCAUGAAAAAGAUCAUAAUCAAAUGAUUUUUAAAACAUUGGUUCAACGACAUCAACGUUCAAUUUGGAUGGCUAAAACUUUUGAUACUUCAUUUAAUGUUGUACUUUUAAUUGAUCUUAUUGGUUCAACAGUUUUAAUUGGACUACUGUCUUAUUCUAUUGUUACUGAAUCUGAAACGUUAGAGACUUCAUUUGUGUAUAUUUAUAUUUGUGCUAUUAUUGCAACACUUUUUCUAUUAUUUGGAUAUUGUUAUGUGGGUGAAUGUCUUGUUGAAAACAGUACACGAGUUCAUGAAGUAUACUACGAAUGUGAAUGGCAUAAAAUGUCAUUAAAAUUUCAAAAAUCUUUGUCAUUUUGUUUAAUGGAAACUGAAAAACCACUGACAAUGACUGCUGGAAAAAUUUUUGUAUUUUCACUAAGUGGAUACGCUUAUGUAAUAAAAUCAGCUAUGGGAUACGUAUCAAUGCUCCGAAAUGUCGCCAUGUAAAAUAAUUUAAAACAAUGUAAAAUAAUUAU